AUGAAAGCUGCGAUGAAGGCUGCAAUUGUACUGUCGCUAACUCCUGUGGUUCUAAGCGUGGCUUCGUACAACCAUCAAGGCUGUUACAAGGCCUCUGACCUGGAAUCAUUGCUGAGCUCGAAAGGUGAAUAUGAGUACCAAUCGGUUUCAUACUGUGAGGAGCAAUGUGAUGGGAGUGCAAUAGCAGCACUGGUAUCUGGUUCGACUUGCUACUGUGGAGACUCGACCAGCGUGCUAUCGGGACUGACAGCCGCAGACUCAAGCGAUUGUGACAAGGCGUGCAACGGCUGGCCAUACCAGAACUGCGGAGGCAGCGGAUACAUGGACGUGUAUAUGGUAGCGGGUGCUUCGGUGUCGUCUGGCAGCGCAGCCACGUCGUCCACUGCUUCCGGCUCUUCCGCAUCGUCCUCGUCGUCGAGCACCGCGUCAUCGAGCACCGCGUCGUCCGCGUCCAGCUCCGACGCCAGUACGUCGUCCUCGACGUCGUCUGCGUCGUCCUCAACAUCGUCGUCGAGCUCUACAACAUCCUCGAGCUCUGCGUCGUCUACGUCGUCAUCCUCCACCUCGUCGUCGUCGACUUCGUCAUCUUCCACCUCUCAGUCCUCCUCUUCUUCGUCAACUACGUCCUCGUCGUCUUCCUCCUCCACGACCUCCUCCACGACCGCUUCCGCGACCUCCUCCCAAGUCCAUACUACGGUGCUCGUGACCUCGUCGCUAUCGGUCGUCACGCUCAGCAACAACGGACUGUCCACCGUCUUCGUUACCGCUACAACUCUCGUUACACCCUCCGCUACUUCGAACGCAGGCACCUCUGGCAAGAAUUCCUCGGGCAAGAGUGCGCUGUCGGGCGGUGCGAUCGCUGGUAUCGUCGUGGGCGUCGUUGUUGGUUCGAUUGCCAUUGCGGCGUUGAUUUUCUUCUUGCUCUGGCGUCGCAGAAAAGACCAACAUCCAGAUCUAGAAGAAACCAAGCAACAUCAACCCUACUCGUUCGGCCACAACGACGUCGCUCCUCUACCCGGCGCCCAUCUGAACAACUCUCUUCAUUCAGGAGCCACCGAUGUCGAUCCCAUCUUACAUGACGACCUGCUGCGACCUUCUCCCGUGUUUGAAGAUAAUUACGGCAGGAUACGGCUCAGUAACGGAUCGCUGCCGGAUGUCACUCAAGAGCACAAGCCUCUACGCAUAGUCAACCCAGACUCAGAAGACCUCACCGACGAGGAGCGUUAUUAG
This is a messenger RNA of Lachancea fermentati, 1230 nucleotides long. The record is from the annotation of a GenBank genome assembly. Lineage: Eukaryota; Fungi; Ascomycota; Saccharomycetes; Saccharomycetales; Saccharomycetaceae.